Strongyloides ratti is the source of this 4269-nucleotide messenger RNA. RefSeq names its product Calcium-dependent secretion activator 1. NCBI's taxonomy places the organism in Eukaryota, Metazoa, Nematoda, Chromadorea, Rhabditida, Strongyloididae. The record is from RefSeq and is a predicted model, not a curated record. The coding region runs from base 1 to 4269 and encodes 1422 amino acids. Gene Ontology annotation, biological process: dense core granule exocytosis; synaptic vesicle exocytosis. The transcript has 7 exons.
AUGCUAGGAGCCUCUAGUUCCGAAGAUGAAGAUGAUGAUUUUAUUCAGGAGAAUGAUAAUUCAUCUGAUGUUCUUACGUUACCACGAAGGAAUAUGUUUAAUGAUCCAUCUUUAUUAGUAGGUUCAAUACCUCAUCAUGGAUCCAGUGGUUUAAUUGGCCAUCCAUUAUCAACAUCACCAAGAUCUGAUUCCCCAGCACCUUCAGACUCUGUGUCACAAGCAAAUUCUUUAAAACGUAGUGAAUCAAAUCAAGUACGUAUGGUUUCACAUAAUGGAUCAUUUAGAACAGGUCACCUAUUACCAAAAAAAAUAUCAGGAGGCGCAAAUAAUUCAUUAACAUUGCAAAAAAAUCUUCAUUCUUCUCAAGAGAUAUCAGAUCAGGAUGAAGAAGAAAGAUAUUCAGGUGAUACACCAUUACAUGGUACCUCAUCUGAUACAACAGCCGGCGGUAAAAUAAGUAAGGAGGAAGAGGAACGCCUAAAGGCAGAAAAAGAGGAAGAAGAACAUAAAGAAAGACUACAAUUAUAUGUAUUUGUGGCAAAGUGCAUUGCGUAUCAUUUUAAUGCUAAACAACCAACUGACAUGGCAAGGCGGCAAUUAAAAAUAACAAAACAGGAACUUUCAAAAAUAAAAGAGCGCUUUCAAAGUUUCUUAAGAGGUGAAACUCAAAUACCCGCUGAUGAAGCCUUAACAAAAGCUAUUGAAUCAUAUUAUGAAGUAUUUCUUAAAAGUGAAAGAGUUGCUAAAAUUGUUCAAGCAGGAGGUUUUUCUGGUUAUGAUUUUCGUGAAGUAUUUCGUUGUAAUAUUGAAAAAAGAAUAAGAGUAUUACCAGAAAUAGAUGGAUUAAGUAAAGACACAGUUUUAUCUUCAUGGAUGGCUAAAUUUGAUUUGAUAAUUAAAGGAGAUGAAGACAAUAAUCAAAAUAGAGGUGGACGAGGACGCUUACGGGGAGUUAAUGCUACAAAUGCUGAUUCAAUACAAUCAAAAGACCAAUUAUAUGAUAUGUUUCAACAAAUAUUAGGAAUAAAAAAAUUUGAACAUCAAAUAAUAUUUAAUGCAUUACAACUUGACAAUCCUGAUGAACAGGCAGCUGCAAUAAGAAGAGAAGUAGCAACAAGAGAAGAUGUCUUAAAAGAUGUUAGUAAAUUAAAAAAAAUAAUGCCAAAAUUUGUUGUAAAAGAUAUGGAAACAUUAUUUAUGGAUGAAACACGACAAUCUAUUAAUUUAUUAAUAUCUAAUUUAGAAUCAGUUCCAGUAACGCCAAGAGGUCAAGGUAUCAGUGGUCGCAAGAAAGAUAAUAAAAGCAGGAGUAGGCAUGUUUAUUUAAGCCUUAAACGUCGGACUUCAUCAUUAUCAUUAAAUAAGGCAGAUAAUGAUGAUGGAGAAGUGUCAUUAACAAAAAGUGAUGUAACAUUAACAUUUAAUAUGGAAGUUGUAGUAAUGGAAGUUCAGGGUCUCAAAUCUAUUGCCGCAAAUAGGAUUGUUUAUUGUACCAUGGAAGUUGAUAGUUGUCCAAAAUUACAAACUGAUCAUGCAGAAGCUGGUAAACCAACAUGGGAUACACAAGGAGAUUUUACAACAAAAUAUCCAUUACCAACUGUUAAAAUAAAAUUAUACUCUGAAGUUAAAAGUAUUGUAGCAUUUGAAGAUAAAGAAUUAGGUAAAGUAAUAAUAAGACCAACACCAAAUUGUACAAGAUCACCAGAAUGGUAUAAAAUGACUGUACCAAAAAAUAGUUCAGAUCAAAAUUUAAAAAUUCGAAUAGCAAUUAGAGUUGAAAAACCACCAAAUUUAAAAUAUUGCGGUUAUUGUUAUUCAGUUGGUAAAAUAGUAUGGAAAAAAUGGAAAAGAAGAUUUUUUUGUUUAGUACAAGUUUCACAAUAUGCAUUUGCUAUGUGUAGUUAUAGAGAAAAAAAAUCUGAUCCAACUGAAUUUAUACAAUUAGAUGGUUUUACAAUAGAUUAUAUGCCUGAACCAGAUUCAGAUUUAUAUAAUCAAGGUGGUAAAUAUUUUUUUACAGCUAUUAAAGAAGGUGAUGAAUUAAAAUUUGCAACAGAUGAUGAAAAUGAUAGACAUUUAUGGGUACAAGCAUUAUACCGUGCUACAGGACAAGCAUAUAAACCGGUACCACCAAAACAAUCAUCGAGUAAUGUAUCUAAAGCACAAGGAUUUGCUGAUAAAGCUAGUAAACAUGGUAUUGAUGAACAAAUAUUAUGUGAUCCUGUAUCAUUAAAUCAUGAUCAUAGUUUUGCUAAGAUACAAAGUGCUAGUUUAGAAUAUCGUUUAAAUGAACCAAUAUGUUCAUUAGGAUGGUUUUCACCAGGUCAAGUAUUUGUAUUAGAUGAAUAUUGUGCAAGAUACAUGGUAAGAGGUUGUUUUAGGCAUGUAAGUCUUCUUGAAGAAUUACUUAAAAAAGCAGAUGAAGGACAUUUAAUUGAUCCUACUUUAAUUCAUUAUUCAUUUGCAUUCUGUGCAUCACAUGUUCAUGGUAAUCGUCCAGAUGGUGUUGGAACAGUAACAUUAGAAGAAAAAGAAAAGUUUCAGGAAGUAAAAGAGAAAUUACGGGCGUUAUUAGAGAAACAGAUAACAAAUUUUCGGUAUUGUUUUCCAUUUGGUAGACCAGAAGGAGCAUUAAAAGGAACAUUAUCAUUAUUAGAACGUGUCUUGAUGAAGGAUGUUGUAUCACCAGUCCCACCAGAAGAAGUUAGAGCUGUUAUUAAAGAGUGCCUAGAAAAUGCUGCACUAGUAAAUUAUUCAAGAAUUUGUAAUGAAGCUAAAAUUGAACAAAGAAUGGGUGAAGAUGUUACAGCACAACAACGUAUAGAAGAUUUAAUAAGAGUAACAGAAUUUUGUAUAGAUUUAUUAAAAGAAAAUGAAGAACAUCAUGGGGAGGCAUUUGCUUGGUUUAGUGAUCUUCUUUCACAUCAUUCAGAAGUAUUUUGGUCAUUUUAUUCAGUUGAUUUGGAUGCUGCAUUAAGUGUUCAACCUCCUGAUUCUUGGGAUGCAUUUCCUUUAUUUCAAUUACUUAAUGAUUUCCUUUGUUCUGAACCUUCUCUUAAAAAUGGAGUUUUUCAUACUAAAUUAAUAAAUCAAUUUCAACCAAAAGUAACAAGAUAUAUCACAUUAAUGCAAAAUUCAAUUACACAAUCAAUAGAGAAAGGAUUUGGUAAAGAAAAAUGGGAACCUAGAAAAGAUGGUUGUAGUACAUCAGAAGAUAUCUAUUGGAAGUUAGAUGCUCUUCAAGGAUUUGUUCACGAUCUUCAUUGGCCGGAGGAACAAUUUAAUAAAAAUUUAUUUGAAAAGAUGAAAAAUAUUUCAUCAGAAAUGAUAAAUGAUGUUGCAACAAGUACCUUUAAUUGCUUUGAAGGAUAUAUGGGAAGAGCAAAAAAAUCAACUGAUUAUAUACUUCCAAGUGAAGUAUGUGUUAUGUUAAAUGUAAUAUUUAGUUCAAAAUCUAGAGCAAUAAAAUUAAGAAUUGAUGCAUGUGAACAUAAAUAUGAAUCAAGAAUAGAUGAAACAUUAGAUAAAAUGUUAAAUGAUAUGGAAUUAAGUAUAAGAGAAAAAUUACUAUCAGUUUUAGAUUAUGUUCUUUCACGUCUUAGUAGAUAUGAUGAAGGUAAUCCAAUAGGUGCUAUAUUAUCAAUUGCUCCAAAACCAAAUGUAUUAUUUAAUAAAAUGAAAAAUUUAGUUGGCGAUCAAGGAAUUGUUCAUAAUUUGACAGGAUCAACUCAAGGAGGAAAUAAUAAUGGAAUAGCUAAUGGAAAUGUUAAACAACCUGCUAAUCAACAACAAAAUUCUAUUCACCUUGGUCAUUCAUAUGUAACAUUUAUGAGAGGUUCAACAGAAGUUUUAAGACAAAUUGUUACAGAUGAAGUAUGGGUUAACAAUUUAUUUGAAAGAUGGUAUGAUGGACAAAUGAAAAUGAUUAAUAAUUGGUUAACAGAAAGAUUGCAACAAUCAUUAUCAAGUUAUCAAUUAACUUGUUUAAUUCAUAUAAUGAAGAAAGUAUAUUCUGAUUUUGAGUUACAUGGUAUAGAUGAUGAAUGUUUGAAUAGUAAAAUAUAUCAAUCAAUUCAAAGAAGAUUAACAUUAGAAGAAACCAAUUGUGCUUUAACAGAAACUUCAUCAGGUAGUGGUUUAGGAAGUUCUUCUGGUGGUUCAUCUUUACCAGGAUAUUUUGGAAAUUUAAGUAAUGCUAGUCAAGCUGUAAGCAAUGUAUCUAGCAUGGUUGAAGGAGCUGGUGCUAAAGUAUUUUCACUUUUUAAAUAA